AUCAUGGGGGCUGGGAGUGCCAAGGGGCUACAGCAGCCUGACGAGGACGAAGAGGAUCGGUUUUCGUCCUCGAGCGAGCAAUGGGGCAACGACCAGUCUGCUUCAGACGACAGCGGAAGGAAAGACCGGGACACGUCGCCCGAGUCCGACGUAGAGCCGAAAGCGCCGCCUGCAGUAGAGAACGGCGAGAGUUCGGGGCAUGAGGAGAUGGAGGGGAAGAGGAGAGGCCUUUUCCACUUCUCCAAAAAGAAGGACGAGAGCGACAAAGACAGAGUCGACGAGUUCGUGGACGAAACGAACGAGGACGACAAAAAGAAGAAAGGGGGAACGAAGAACAACAAAGACAAUGCGAAGAAGGACAAUGAGAAGAAGGGCUUCAGACUCUUCGGCUGGAGGAAGGACGACAAGAAGAACGAGAAGGACGAAGCCCUCGACGACGACAUCAACGACCUCGAGAAGACCUUCGACUCCCUCGGGAUCGUCGGCAAGAACUCGUGGGGCGACGCUCCUGCAAACCCCCCGAAGGAGGCGGUGGACGACCUGGAGCUCCUGGAGCCCAUGAGGAAGAGAAAAAAACGUCCGAGUGCGAGGUCCGAAGGGCAUGAACGGCGUCGUGGCGGGAGGGACCAAAGGGCAGAGCGGCAGCGGAGGGAGCGGGAACAGCGACUUGGGAUCGACCACGUCAAGAAGGACCUUCAAGUACUCGUGGGAGACGGAGACGGGGUCCUCAACGCCGAAGCAGCAGGAGGACGAGUGGGAGUACAAAGCGGUCAUGGCCGCUGGAUUGGUAUCAGCAGAGACUUUCGACGUCUUUUACCAAUGAUUCAUCGAGGGUGAUUAAGUAAACGCAGGAGCGAAACUCGGUCAAGGUGUUCCUAGGGAGCCGCGUUGAAACUCGUCAACAUCCGUC
Molecule: messenger RNA, 910 nt
Organism: Penaeus indicus
Lineage: Eukaryota; Metazoa; Arthropoda; Malacostraca; Decapoda; Penaeidae
Product: ABC transporter F family member 4-like
Exons: 2
Coding region: 4-837 (277 amino acids)
Source: RefSeq, a predicted model, not a curated record